AUGAAUGUGCCUGUGCAUGGAGCAAAGAACCAGAUCACUAUAUUUCUAGACGUCGACGACGAGGAUACUGCAGAGCCCGUCCGCAACGGCGCAGCGACUUCAGCUGCACAUUCGACAAUGGACGAUGCGUUCGGAAUCGUCUACUUGAUUGAGAACGCACAACAAUUCUGGUCCGAGCUCGAAGAUAUUCUACGUAUUCCAAAUAAUGCCACGCUUUCGAGUCUGGACUCGACUUUGAAGAGGUACAUCUCAUUCUGCGCUACGUACCACGCAGAACAAUAUUUACAGAGCCCACUACAGCUUGAACAUGCCUGCGAGCUCCUUCUCGACUCAGAGUUAUUCACAUUCCACUCGGAAAGAAUGUGCGAAAUUCUGACGGACGAGGCUACAUCGAACACAGAUCCACAUCAUCAACUCAUAUUGUACAACAUCCUUGUGCUGCAUGGACGACGUCAUCCUUCCUUCCUUCGCUCGUACAAGCGCUGGCAGCCCAUACUUCCACUGCUUAUGGACCAUGUCCUCGUAGACAUCGACCCGGAGAUCGAGGAUACAUAUUCAGGCUCUGUAACAGGGCCUAGCACAGGCUGGAAAGGUCUGGCAAUCCCGAUCGAGGCCAUGUUAAGGUCGCUAGGAGUUAGGCUGUUGUAUGAGGUGUGCAGGGCUUCGAAGCUCACCAAGCAAGAAUUGCGAAUUUUUGGCGACGAUUUUAUCGACCGUCUUUUCGAUCUUGUGGAGCAGACGCGAAAUAUGCAGGAUGAGACAUUUAAUUACUCGGUAAUCAAGUUGAUUGUUGCCCUGAAUGAACAAUUCAUGGUGGCAUCCCUGAAACCACUGCCAUCUGAUCCGGCGGCCAAGGAAUAUGAAUCUGCACAACAGGCAGCAGACAACCGUGUCUUGCAAGUAUUGAUGCGACGUCUGGGGCUGAGUCAGACAUUUGGGGGGAACAUGAUUUUCAUGCUCAAUCGCGCAGGCCGGUCAUCUGAAGACCUCGUGAUGCAGCUUCUAGUCCUCAAAAUUCUCUAUCUACUAUUUACGACGAAGGGCACGUCCGAAUAUUUUUACACCAACGACUUAUGCGUCCUUGUCGAUGUUUUCCUGCGCGAACUUGGGGACCUUGACGAAGAGUCCGAAUCUCUUCGUCACACCUAUCUUCGCGUCCUGCACCCGCUCUUGACGAAAACACAGCUUCGCCAGGUGCCCUACAAACGUCCGCAAAUCGUGCGCACCCUCGAGUCACUGGUCGAGCACCCAGAAAUCCGCGACGUGAGCGCGACAACACGACGGCUGGUGGAGCGGUGUCUAAGCG
Messenger RNA from Heterobasidion irregulare TC 32-1, 1306 nucleotides. RefSeq lists its product as uncharacterized. The annotation marks the transcript as partial. Lineage: Eukaryota; Fungi; Basidiomycota; Agaricomycetes; Russulales; Bondarzewiaceae. Gene Ontology annotation, biological process: actin cortical patch assembly; endocytosis; actin cortical patch localization. Gene Ontology annotation, molecular function: Arp2/3 complex binding. The transcript has 8 exons. Gene Ontology annotation, cellular component: actin cortical patch. The record is from RefSeq and is a predicted model, not a curated record.